GGAUAUUUAAAGAAAAAUGAAGAUGCAGCUUGUUACUCGCCUUUUUAAUUUUGCAAGAUCCAGUUUGUGUAUGAGAAGAUUAUAUACUACACAUAUAAUAUAUAGCUGUUUACAAACUCAAUUAAAAGUGCCAUGCAAAUAUUCUAAUUUGACCUUCAAGAUUGUAAUGAAACAACAUUAUGCUACAUAUUUAGAAAAUCAAGAGUUGAAUACUGUUUUAUUAUCACAUGGACUGACUGAAGAAGAAUUAGAUGACAUGUGGAAAACCAAAUCUCAACUAUUGAACUAUCCAGUUACACAUUGGAAUAACACAAUUGAAAUAUUAAAUAAACAUGGAUUUUCAAUAAAUGACAUCAAAAAUAUUUUAAUGACUGUACCUAGCAUUUUGGAAAUUAAACCAAAUGAUUUAAAUAAUACAAUUAACAAGUGGAGAGAGCAAAAAUUAGGUGAAAAAAAAUUAUUAAUGAUUAUUAAUAACACUCCUUGGUUGUUGUUAUUAAAAGAUAAAUAUAUAGAUGAAAGAGUAAAAGAUAUUUACAAGAUGUUUACAAAUUUGGAUAGACAUAAAUUAUUAGAAAUAUGUCCUUUAAUAUUUAUUGAAGAUUGGAAUAGUAUACUUGAAAAAAUUCAAUAUAUACAAGAAGCUAUGGGAUUUACUCAGAUGCAGAUCGUAAAAGGAAAGUGUUUAGAACAUACUUUAUUACAUAUUAAAACUAGGCAUAUGUGUGCCGUUAUGUGUGGAAAAUUUAAAAGAUUAUCUCCAAAGAAAAAUAUCUUAACUAAUAUUUCAUUGAAAAAGAUUGCUGAUACAACAAAUAGAGAUUUUGCAAAAAUUUGUGGAAUAUCAUUAGAAGAAUACUAUGUAUUUUGUGAUAUUAUGAAGGAAUUAGAUUUAGAUGAAAACUCAGAUGAUGAUGUAUGAGUAUAAAAUUAUUUUAAUUUGAAAUAAAUUAGAACGUGAAAAAUAUACAGUACUGUAUUAAUUAUUAGAAUGUAGUUUAAUGAACUAUUUCACAGUUUUGUUUAAUUUCAACUGUAAAUAUAAAUGUGUCCUAUUAUAAGCAACAAUCCAUUAAAUUACCUAAAAGAAUCUUAGAACAAUUAAAUAUUUUCAUGCUAAUUCAUAUUCAAGAAAAAAUCCAAUCUGAAAUUGAAAUAAAAUUUUAUUCUAAUUUUACAAUUUUAGAUUAAGCUUACUCCUGAAGAUGAAGUUUGAAGUUACAGAAGCAGUAGAACAUUUUGAACUUUAUCUUUAGUGAGGUACUUUUCCUAAGUUACUGAGUUUUAGCACCUUUUCAAUGAUUUUAUUACAAAAAAGUAAAAAUUAUUAUCUUAAUAAUAAAAAGUCUGUUCUCCAAAUAUUUUAAACAACAGUUCACUUUUCAACAUUUCAAUGUUUAAAAUAUUUUUUUCUAGUCUUUUAUUGUAAAUUUCAAAGACUAAUUUACAAUAAUUAUCAUUCCAAACAAUCAAUCAAUGAAUGUGGUUUGUCUGAUGAAACAUGCAUCAUAAAAAAUUGUGCAAUGCCAGAAAAUAUUGAAGUAUAAAAUCCUUAAUAAUUUAUAAUAAAAUUCAGCUAUUUUUGUUUAAAAAUACUUUUUACUCUGCCCAGUAUAUGUUAAGAAGACAAUUGUGAGUUUGGCCAGACCCACAAUGAGGCAGCUGGGGUUGAAGUACAGACCACCUUUGAAAGUUUCUGACUUUUCAGUCUGAUUGGAUUCACUCCCAGACUUUCCAUAGUGGUAGGUUGAUGCCUUAACUACUUCAUCCAUCCAUCUUGCCAGCAAUACUUCCUAUUGAAGACAGCUGGUAAAGGUAUCAGCCUACAUCUGGGGACAUGUGAACAACUACAGGAAUUUUCAUGGACAGUCUGACCUGAGGCAGUUGGCAACACAGCACUUAUCCACUGUCCCCAACUUAUGUGAUGUCAGGACUGAGGCUAACUCACUUU
Centruroides sculpturatus (bark scorpion) is the source of this 1951-nucleotide messenger RNA. RefSeq lists its product as uncharacterized. Gene Ontology annotation, biological process: regulation of DNA-templated transcription. NCBI's taxonomy places the organism in Eukaryota, Metazoa, Arthropoda, Arachnida, Scorpiones, Buthidae. The transcript has a single exon. The coding region runs from base 17 to 922 and encodes 301 amino acids. The record is from RefSeq and is a predicted model, not a curated record. Gene Ontology annotation, molecular function: double-stranded DNA binding.